Lytechinus variegatus (green sea urchin) is the source of this 2796-nucleotide messenger RNA. RefSeq names its product R-spondin-2-like. The coding region runs from base 1766 to 2593 and encodes 275 amino acids. The transcript is spliced from 5 exons. The record is from RefSeq and is a predicted model, not a curated record. NCBI's taxonomy places the organism in Eukaryota, Metazoa, Echinodermata, Echinoidea, Temnopleuroida, Toxopneustidae.
GCAGACGACGUUUAUAAAGUUCUUGGUCGUGGUUUGCCGCUCAGCGGAAGGAAGGAUGGCAUUCUUGUACUUCUCAUCAGGUGCCCAAAAGUAUUUGCUAGGUUGAUGUUUAUUGGAGAGGGCUUCUUCGUUUCAUUUUAUACAGUGAUCAUCAUCGCUGUCAGAGCUCCUUCUGUCAUUGAAGAGAUACUAGUUUGAGGGGCAUCGAGGAAAGUGACGUUCAAGACCAACCGGAGCUGGGCAACUUCUCUGGCUUGCAACACUCUCGUCUCUACAAACUGGCAUUUAUCUUUCGGACAUACUCAGAGAAUUCAUCAAUGAUUUGUCUAACAAGUAUAUUCCAUUGUUACGUUAUGACGGGAUCAUUUAGGACAUCUUUUGUCAAUUAAUGAAUGACAUUGUAUCUGCCGUCGCCUAACGUUUGCUUUAAGCUAAAAUCAAAGAUAUAGGGCCUACAAUUUUGCUUCGUAUUGCUCGUGGAUCGAUACGAUUUAUUUAUUUUCUGAACAGAUUUGUUCUGAAUAAGAACAAUAUCGCGUUUGCUUUCAAUUUAAAGGGAAGUGGUAUUGUCUGAGUCUGCACGUGACUUUUAAUCAGUCUGAUCUUCAGCCUGAUCAAGAGACACCAACUUUUUAUUUAAAAAAAUUAUCUCACUGUAAAUAACUCUACUUAAGCUGAGAGGACAUUUCGUUCAGUACCAACUCCCCUCCAUCGACUAGUUAAAACAGAAGAUGAGAAUAAACAGACACCUAACAUACGACAUUUAAAGACAUCGGAACCACUUAGUAUUAAACCGCUAUCACGAUUCGAUCUCGAAUAUUAACGUCACUGCAUUCUCUGGAAUCACUCGACGCGUAAUCCAUCGCCCCCUUUUCGGGUAUCGAUGAAUUCGUCUGCCCACGGCUGUGUUAAAAAGUAAAGAAAGUCGAGAUGCUAUAAAAUGAGGUAAAACGGCGAUAAAAACAACAAGAAUGGGAAGUAUGUUUAAUGUGUCGCCUCAAUGACAUUAACUGCAACAAUGGAUGGCCUGUCUGUUAGGAAGAACGAUAAACCCGGAAUCUGGUUAAAACGACCAGAAGUAAAGCAUACCACUGGCAUGCAUGGUAUUGGUCGGUAACACGAGUCCGCUGUCGAUAUUUAGAUUUGGUUACAUAGACUGAAACAUUUAGUUUAUGGUCAAGUUAAUCGAGCGCAAAUAAGAGUAAUGAUCCUUAAGUUUGUAACUUUGCGAGCAAUCUCUUCUUGUUUCCUUCUCCCACCAAGACGAUUCCAUCUGGACAUUAUUUUGAAAGGCGAAGAACCCGACAAACUACACUAAUUAUUGAAAGGUAUCACCAAAGACUUGUUGAUAUCGUCUUAAAAAGAAAGCUUGUUAAGUCUCAUGCCUUAAUUGUUCUCUUGGCGUUGUGCAAGAGUGCUUUUAAUAUGGAAGCAACGCGAAAAUGUGAAUUUCCCCAUUCUAUGUAAGUCGGCGAAGGCACGGGAAAUAAGAAAGCUGGCAAGUGUUUCCAUUAAUUCUUGUUUACAUCAACUGCGUUUAACUUAGUAAAAAAAGGGGGAACAUCAACAAGCAUUUUUCUUGACCAUUCGUCAAGAAGUGCAACUCUUGUUUGGAUCGCUUAUUUACCACCAAAGGAUUUUAAGGAAGGGGGCAUCGUUUUUGUUGGAUCAAGUGAAGUAUCGAAAAGAUUGAUAGUCAAUCAAAUACAGUUGUUUGACAACAAUCGAGAAGGAUUAACUUUGAUAGGAAAAUAAUACCGGGAAGAUGGAUCCAGAAGGAUUUUUAUUCACUGUCGCCUUCCUUUGCGGACUUUUCUCAACGUUGGAAGGAAGGCAUCGAGGGAAAGGGUGUCCGCUUGGUUGCAGUACCUGCUCCGUCUACAAUGGGUGCAUCACAUGCAAGCCAAGGUAUUUGUUUCUCUUGCACCGCAGUGGGAUGAAGCAGGUGGGACUGUGUACCCAUGCCUGCCCCGUCGGGUUCUACCCCAACAGUGCUGGAGAGUACCACCGCUGCUCGAGAUGUCGAAUAGAAAACUGUGAUACGUGCUUCAGUCGGACCUUUUGUUCCCGCUGCGAGCCCCCGUAUGUAGGCCUAUACGGAAAGUGUGUCCUCCAGUGCCCAGAUAACAUGUAUGCUAAUGAGAUGACGUCACAGUGCGAGGUCAAAGUCGACUGUGCUGUGUCACCCUGGUCGCCAUGGAGUCCGUGUAUCAAGAAAGGCCAAACCUGUGGCUUUAAAUGGGGGGAGCAUCGUCGGUAUCGAGAGAUCAUCGCCCGACCCACCCCGGGGGCCACACCCUGUCCCGAGCUGGUGCAGACAGAGAAGUGUCGCACGCAACAACGUUACUGCCCAGGCCACUUGCCGAAGAAGCCGAAGGAUAAGGACAAGCGCAAAAGACAAAAGGAUAAAGAAAUCAUCGACAGCCAGGAGGUUACACCAAGGAAGAGGGACGGUAACAAGAAAGAAAGAACUAAUCGGAAGAAUAAAAAGAGGGAAAGGCAAAAGUCGCCCUCUAGGGACGAAAAGCGGGAAAGGCAGAGGAAAGAUGAUCAGCUGAUAGAAUUUCCCUUGUCGACGAGGAGGACGAUAUGAAAUAAGCGAAAGGCUUGAAAUGGAUUGAAGCGGGAUCUGUAGACAUGAUGGAUAAUGCAGAAUUCAAGGCUGGAUUCAAAAUGAAGAACAACUAUCGGCUCGUCCCGUGAGGAUUCGAUGCAUAUUCGGCAUUAAUCGCACCGUCUUAUUAUGUGAACAAUCAUUAUUAUAAUUAUCAUCAUUCCGUUCAUAUUCCAUUUGUA